AUGGACAGUUCUGGCAGCUCCUGUCAGGACUGGUGCAGCAGUAGGCAAUACUGGUUUGAGCUCGGACCCACGGACUUGCUGGAGCGCAAGGGCUCCCUCACCCUCCGCUCCCAUCACAAGAAGUACUCGAAACCCGUGUUGGUGUAUUCUUGGCACCAUGACAGAGAAGCCUAUCCAAAAGAUUAUGAUAUAGAGGGUCCUGAAAACAUUAAAAAACUGUGUAAUUCAACAUAUUGGCGACUUGGAACUGAUGAACCCCCAAUUUGGAUAUCAGAAACACAUGAACAAAUGGCACAAGUUUAUUCAAACAGAGAAUUGGCUAAAACAAAGAGAAAGGCUUUAUUGAAUGACGAGACAAUGAGCUCUGGGAUUAUUGAAAGGGACACUGGAUUACCUGCUACAGGCUUCGGAGCUCUCUUUACUAGACACCCACCAGAUCGGCAUAAAAUGUAUGCAUUGACAACGUAUGCUGAAGAAUAUGCUCCACCAUAUGAUUAUCAGCCACUUGAUUAUCCUUGUCAAGAUGAUUAUUCAGUAGUCCACAGAAAAUGCCGUUCUCAGUUCACUGAUCUUGAUGGUUCCAAAAGAUCUGGCAUCAACACUUGGCAUGACAAAAGUGGGAUUUAUGCUAAUUCAUGUGUAAAACGAAAACUCUACCCAUUAACUGGUGGUCCUAUUAUCCCCUUUUAAAAGUAAUCUAUGGAAUCAGAUUCUCUAACCAAUGAAAGAAUAAUGGAAAUAACAGUUGAUUUUUCUAUCCUAAUAAAUGCAAUGGAAAUGUUACUAUAGUAGGUUCCUUCAAAAACAAAAUCUUACAUAUUCUAGGCCAGCAUAUAUAUAUAUGCUUUUCAUUAGCUGCUCUGGUAUUUUCCAAAGUUUAGUAUGUAUACCACCGAGAGUGUACAACACAAUUCUUGAUGGUACUUGGUGGAAUUUUCUUUUAUUUAUAGACUAUGUAUUUAUUUCAAAUUUUAUUAGAAAAAAAUGCAUAAAGCUAGCAUAAAGCUUAUGAUUGCUCAGGAUAUGGCUAAUUAAAAAAAUAAGCUACCUUAAAUUCCAUUUUUAAGUGAAUAAAAAUAUAGGUGGUGCUCAGAUUUGACAUGAAACUCAUAUGACUGAAGUUUGGGCAACACUGGCCCUAUGGUAGUGGGGAAUGUGACUAUUUAUAGACUUUGGUUUUUUUUUUUUAUUCUUAUGUUAAUCCCCAUACAUUACAUCAUUAGUUUUAGAUAUAGUGUUCCAUGAUUCAUUGUUUGUGCAUAACACCCAGUGCUCCAUGCAGAAUGUGCCCUCCUCAAUACCCA
Mirounga angustirostris (Northern elephant seal) is the source of this 1304-nucleotide messenger RNA. It is a transcript of the gene CFAP95, whose product is annotated as cilia and flagella associated protein 95. The record is from RefSeq and is a predicted model, not a curated record. Gene Ontology annotation, cellular component: plasma membrane. The transcript has 6 exons. Bases 1 to 690 code for a protein of 229 amino acids. Lineage: Eukaryota; Metazoa; Chordata; Mammalia; Carnivora; Phocidae.